AUGACAAUUCUCGGCAAAUUCAAGAAGCGAAAAGACCGCCAAAAACUCGUAAAGGUGCGGUCACCAGGCCCUCAAUUCAAACGACGACGAGUCAACUCUCAGCAACAUCGACUGGAAUCUCUUCCCAUGAGUCCCAUUGAACAACAUCUAGAGCAUCAUAAUCAAGAGCAGACGACAGAUUCCAUUGAAAUUAGCUACCGAGCGGCCAAGGAGAUGGAAGCGGAAGUGAAUGACUUGACGGCGAAUGAAAGCAAAAGUGCAACCCUGUGGGCGAUUGCGAGUGCACUUCAAGGCAGUCGAAGGGUGAUGGACGCGCAUGCCGACUUGGAGGAACGACUCCAUCCACUGAGGCAUAUGACAAGAAAGCUCGGUGAAAUCGUCUUUCGAGCAUCCAAACGAGACGAUGAUAGUAUGAAAAAGCGCUAUGCUCUUGUUAAUGCUUUGAACAAGGUUCAAAGGAGGCCAGAUUCGUUCAGGGUUAAGUGUUCCAACUGGGAAGAAGUCAAACAACAUCUCUCCUCCUCCUUUGAAUUCGCAGAGGAAGAAUCUGAAAAUGAUGGCGCCGCGGCCAACAAUCCCCUUACAGAAAGCGCGGGAACCAUCGCGACGAGCUUGGAACAAAGGCUUCAGGACUUGCGUGUCGACUAUCGGGAGAAGGGUUUGGCGUCAAUACAAAAAUGGAAGCAAGUUGUCAACUUUGGCUUUUUAGAUACAGAAAAGAGUGAACUAGCUGCAGCUCUCGACCGGGAUGAUGAAGCUCUGGAUCGCAAGCUUGCAGAAGCCGAGCGGGAGUACGAACAAGCGACAAAGAAGAAGCACAUGGAUGAAUUCGAAGAACGUUUCUUACAAAAGGAGCGGGAAGAAGAGGCCAAGAAACGAGCUUCUUCUCUGAUGCGAGAUCUCACCCCAGACGAGUCGUCACUAGUGCGUGGUGUAAUGUAUGGCAACGGACCCCCAACGGAAAUUUUGGCAGAAUCCGAAACAGAUACUGUACAGCGGCAAUCGAUCCAGACCUUGCGGCCAGGAGAGUGGCUUGGCGAUGAAGUCAUUCAUUAUUUUUAUCUCAUGCUUGCAAGACGAGAUGAAGAAAUGUGCCGUAAUGAUCCUUCCAGAAAGAGAAGCCAUUUCUUCAAAUCAUUCUUCAUUACCAAGAUCCUCAACGAAGGACACGCAAAUGAAGCCAUUAAUGGAACAUACGAAUACAAAAAUGUCAAGCGAUGGUCCAAGAAAGUUCCUGGAAAGGACAUCUUCAAUUUGGACAAGAUUAUCUUCCCCAUCAAUCAAGGGGGGAUGCAUUGGAUGUGUGGCGUAAUCCACAUGCAAAAGAAGAGGAUUCAAAUAUACGAUUCCAUGGGAUCUGGAGGUCACAAGUACCUACAGUGUCUCUUUAAAUAUGUGCAAGAUGAACACAAGGACAAGAAGAAGUGUCCAAUGCCGGAUAUUGAUGACUGGGAACUUGUUGGUACGACGUCGGAUACACCAAGGCAACGAAAUGGAUUCGAUUGUGGAGUUUUCACUUGCAUGUUUGCUGAUUUCGUGUCCAAAGAAUGCCCCUUGGUCUUUUCGCAGGAGCACAUUACCCAAUGCCGAGAACGAAUUGUCUUGGCAAUUAUGAAAGGGAAGGCUAUCAUAUGA
Messenger RNA from Cylindrotheca closterium, 1635 nucleotides. The record is from the annotation of a GenBank genome assembly. NCBI's taxonomy places the organism in Eukaryota, Bacillariophyta, Bacillariophyceae, Bacillariales, Bacillariaceae.